AUGGCGAGAAUGUUCGCUCGCGCCCUCGCCGCUGGGGUCCUCGUGGCCACGCAGGUGGAUGCUGUGAAGAUUCAGGCUUCGUCCGAGAUGAAUGCGAACAGUGAGAUGGGCAGCCUGACGAGCGCGAACAGUGAGAUGAGCGCCAGCGCCCUCUCUGAGGCGCUCGGCCACAUGAGCGCCGAGGCGGUGCAGGCGCGCAUCAGCAAGUACGCAGACCAGGUCGGCGCGUCCCGCGACGAGGCCACGGUGGACGACACGGAGGAGGAGUUCGGACUUCGGCUUCCUCGCCGAUCACAUCUACGAGCCCGAGUUCCGGAGCGUGUGAGCAGCGUGCCGGCACCCUCCGCAUGUGCCCGAGGCCCCGUCCUGUAUCGAAGGAGAGACCGGCCGGGGGUUGGCAGAACCCCGACCCUGCCAUUUUGA
Prorocentrum cordatum is the source of this 423-nucleotide messenger RNA. The record is from the annotation of a GenBank genome assembly. NCBI's taxonomy places the organism in Eukaryota, Dinophyceae, Prorocentrales, Prorocentraceae.